GUGUGAAGCAAGGCUGACAAAGGGAAGCAGCCAGUUGUACUGUGUGGAGCUUCUGCCCCCAGGAGGGGAUGGCCCAGCCUCUGCCCUGCCCACCGGGUGAAGACACCACCCAGCCAGGCCAGUCGUCAUGCCAACGGUGCAACGGCACAGCCAGCUGCCAGGGCCCGAGGCCUUCCCUCUGGAGCAGAGCUGGGGGUCAGCUGGGUCAGAGGUCACGACCCCUGCAGCCCUGCCCUGCAGGAAUGCACCAUGGAGACGUGGAGAGGGAUGGGUGUGUGAUGUGUCCAUUGGGGUAUUACUGCACUGGUGGCGUCUCCAUAUGGUGUCCAGCCGGAAGCUAUGGAGCGAAGGAGGGCCUGCAGAGAGAGAGGGACUGCUCCCCCUGUCCAGCAGGCUUCUACUGUUUGGAGGGCAGCUCUCGCAGGCCCGGCUCCCAGUUCCUGUGCCCUGUGGGGUUCUACUGUGAGGAGGGAACAGCGGUACCGCACGGGUCCCCUUGCCCCGCUGGAACCGCAGGAGGACAACUGGGCCAGACAAGUAGAGCAGCCUGCAAGAGGUGUGUGGAGGGACGAUUCUGUCCUGCAGGUUCAGUUGGACCGGGUCUGCCUUGCGCCAGGGGAAGGUAUUGCCCGGCGGGGACUCUGAGGGAGAUCUUAUGCCCCCGCGGCACCUUCACUCCCCACCAGGGGGCCUUGAGUAUAAAGGACUGCUUGCGAUGUCCAGCGGGGUUCUAUUGCCCUGAGGCCACCCGUGACCCAGUGCCCUGCCAGCCUGGCACCUUUAACCCCCUGGAUGGGCAGGACUCCGCUGAAGACUGCCGGCCCUGCUACCCGGGCAAGGCCUGCACCAGGGUGGCACUGAAGGCCCCAGACGUGGACUGCAUGCCAGGCUUCGUGUGCCCCCCAGGCACGGCACGCCCUAACCUCCCUGCCAACGCCUGCCCCCCUGGCACCCUUAGCAACCGAACCGAUCUCACGGACCGCGAACAGUGCCAGCUGUGCCCCGCGAGCUUCGCCUGCCUCAGAGGUACGGGUGGCAUCCAGAGGCCUCCGCUCUCCUGCUUCCCUGGGCACUACUGCCCCGCGGGCUCCAUGUUCCCCACACAGCACAAAUGCCCCCCGGGCACGUGGAGUGAACGCGGCGGCCUGGAGUCGGAGCGGGAGUGCCAGCCUUGCCCACGGGGGUGGUACUGCCUCUCGGGCUCAGGGGCACCGUCAGGGAGAUGCAUCGCUGGGCACUACUGCCCUGAAGGCACGAUGUUCGGUACCCAGUCUCCCUGCCCAGCGGGCACCUUCAGCAACAUGAUGGGCAACGGGCAGAAAGCUGACUGCCAGAUCUGCCCCAAGGGGUAUUACUGCAAGGAGGGCACCUCCAAACCCACUGCCUGCCCGCCGACGACGUACCGCCGGAUGAAGGGGGCCCAGAGGCCUCAGGACUGCUCCCUGUGUCCCGCCGGAUACUCCUGCCCCCAGUCCGCCACCGUCCAGCCCACAGUGUGCGGGGUGGGCAGCUACUCGGACGAGGGCUCGGUGGAGUGCCUGCCGUGUCGGCGAGGUCACUACUGCAGCAACGAGACGACCAGCGCCGAGGUCAUGCUGAGCGUCAUGGUGUGCCCCGCCGGCUUCCUCUGCUCUCAGGGGCUCGACCGGGAACCCCAGCGCUCCGCCGUCUUCUGCCCCAUCGGCUUCUACUGCCCCGGGGGGAGCAUCAACCCCAACCCCGUCCCGUGCCCCAAUGGGACGUACAGUGGGCAGCCGGGGCUGAGGGACGAGGCUGACUGUGUCACGUGCCCCGCGGGGAAGUUCUGCUUCUCUCAGGACCAGGACCAGCCCGCCACUGAGCCGACGGGUUCCUGCCCAAACGGGCACUACUGCCCUCCUGGCACAGGGCAUCCACACUCCUUCCCCUGCCCAGCGGGCUCCUUCAGGAACAACUCCCUGGGGCACGGUGGCGAGAGCUGUGUGGCGUGUCCUGCAAGGCAUUACUGUGGCACUCCAGCCACCCGUACGCCCAGCGGGUGCCCUCAGGGUUUCUAUUGCCCUGAGGGCAGUAGCACUCCUGCCCCCUGUGAAGAGGGCACCUACGGCCCUCGCCCUGUCCUGGCUGAUGCUUCAGAGUGUGCCCCUUGUGACGGGGGCAGGUACUGCAGCGGAGUGGGGCAAACUGAGCCGUCAGGGACCUGUGAGGCAGGAUUCUACUGCAGACACAGAGCCACCACAGCAACCCCUGUGGAUGGUCCGUCAGGCGGCCUGUGUCCAGCUGGCAGUUAUUGCCCCUCAGGCUCAUCCUACCCCUCCCCCUGCCCCCCCGGCACCUUCAGCAACAGUACCGGCCUCAUGCACACGCAGCAGUGUGUCAGCUGCCCCCCAGGAUACUACUGUCUGGGCUCCAACAGUUCUGCUCCAACUGGGCGCUGUGCUGCAGGCUUCUACUGCCCUGGUGGGGCAGACUCCCCUGUGCAGAGAGAGGCAGAGGAGGGGCACUUCUCACGUGAGGGGGCAGUUAAAGCAGAGGAUUGCCCCCUGGGCACCUUUCAGCCCGGCCGAGGCCAGGGAAGGUGUCUCCAAUGCCAGCCUGGCCGCCUCUGCAAUGAGACGGGUCUGUCCCAACCCCCCCUCUGCCCCUCUGGCCACUACUGCCCCCCCGGCUCGUCUGUCGCUCGGCCAUGUCCACCUGGCUCCUACUUUGCUCAUCCUGGUGCAAUAGAAGUAACACACUGCAGCUUGUGUGAUGCGGGGCAGUUCUGCCAGAAUCCAGGCCUUUCUGCCCCAGAGGGUCCCUGUGCCCCAGGAUUCUACUGUACUGGGGGAUCCAGCACUGCUACACCGGUGAACUUGCGGUCUGGAGACGUGUGUCCUGCGGGCUACGUGUGUCCCCCUGGCACCAUGCACCCCCACGAGACUCCGUGCCCCCCCGGCACCUGGAGCAAUGUGGUGGGGGGGCAGGAUCUGUCCACCUGCUGGCUCUGCCCCCCUGGGUUCUACUGCAACACCUCCGCCCUGACCCAGCCCACCAAUGUGUGUGCCCCAGGGUUUUAUUGCUCUGGUGGGGCAAAGAGCUCAAUGCCAGUAGAUGGAGAGAGCGGCGGCCGCUGUCCAGCUGGGUCCUACUGUCCACCGGGUUCAGCCUCGCCCUCACCCUGCCCUGAGGGCACCUUCUCCAACAGCACAGGUGUUGCAGAGUGCCGUAACUGCCCUCCGGGGAAGAUCUGCCUGCGGGGGGAGGACCCCGAGCUCUGCCCUGAGGGGCACUUCUGCCUUGGGGGCACCCUGGACGAUAUCUUGGCCUGCCCACCAGGAACCUACAACCCCUUGCAGGGGCAAAACCAGCUGGAGCAGUGCCUCCUCUGCCCCCCAGGGAGGUACUGUGAGGAGUGGGGACUGUCUGAACCAUCGGGUUUCUGUCAGGCCGGAUAUUUCUGUUUAGCAGGCAUCAACUUCAGAAACCCUGACGGGAACAUCAGCACUGGGGUGGGUGGGGCCUGUCCUAGAGGUCACUACUGUCCAGAGGGCUCAAGCCUACCACACGCCUGUCCUCCAGGAACCUCUUCCAAUAGGUGA
Messenger RNA from Clupea harengus (Atlantic herring), 3560 nucleotides. Its product is annotated as neurogenic locus notch homolog protein 3-like. The transcript has 23 exons. Lineage: Eukaryota; Metazoa; Chordata; Actinopteri; Clupeiformes; Clupeidae. Gene Ontology annotation, molecular function: protein binding; chitin binding. The coding region runs from base 69 to 3560 and encodes 1163 amino acids. The record is from RefSeq and is a predicted model, not a curated record. Gene Ontology annotation, cellular component: extracellular region.